GUGCUAGCUGUAUGCCUGUAUCUCGUAAUGUUUUUCUCAGUUCUUCCACAGAAUAUUAUAUUAUUAUUAAAUCUAUUCACUGGUUUACUGUUAUACUGUUUGUUUUGUCAAUAUUUUUCGUCUUGUUUACACAAUAACGUAAACGUAAAGUAAACGUUUUUUCUAUUGUAGACAUUGCUGAAAUUGACUUCACUUUACUACUUUAGUCACUUGGUACCUUACUACCAUGGACUACACUAAGUACUGAUACGUGAAACUGACGGAUUAUGUCGCCAUAUUAAUAUUGACAUCUGUUACCGUCGGUCGUAAUUGAUUAAAAUGGCGGAAUACGCAGAGUACCGUCAAAAUAAUUUGGAUAAUGUUUUAAACUACAACUACGGUGUCGAGUUAUUCCCUGGUUCCAGUCAUAACCCAGUCAUCAAAAAAAAUACUCGAGAAGAAGCUUUGAUUAAAUUAAAAAAGUUGCUGAGGAUUAAUGGAUUUGCUUUUUUAGCCGAAAAUAAUAAAGAAGCAUUUAUAAUGAUGUUCUUGUAUGCACGGAAAAUGAAUGAAAGUAAUGCAUUGGGUUUGAUUCAAAAUUAUUAUCAAUUUAGAAGGGAACACGAUCUAUGGUUUCGUCGAUUGGAACCUUUUGAUCCAAAAAUUCAAAUGGCUAUUCAAGAUGGUUUCCCUUCUGUACUUUCAAAUCUGGAUAGACGAAGCCGUCGUGUUCUUUUUAUGGUUUGCUCCCAAUGGAACACUGAACGUUAUUGUUUACUAACUAUAUACAGAGCAUUAUUAGUAUCUCUGGAACAUUUGAUCCAAGAUGUGAAUACUCAGUAUAACGGUUUUGUAUUUAUUGUUGAUUGGACUAAUUUUACUGCUCGCCAGACAAUGAACAUCAGUCCGAGAUUGUUACAUGUAAUGCUACAAGGAUUACAAGAUUGUUUUCCUGCAAAAAUUAAAGCUGUCCAUUUUAUCAACCAACCGUGGUAUAUUGAUGGCCUAAUGUCUGUUGUUAAACCAUUUUUAAAAGAAAAAACAAAAAAUAAAAUAAUUUUGCAUGGUUUGAAUUUGAAUACCCUACAUGAAUACUUUCCAAGAGAUAUUCUGCCUUCAGAACUAGGAGGCGAACAACCUCCAUAUGAUUCAAGGAUUUGGUUAAAAAGUCUUUUAGGGUCUUCUUUGGGAGUUGAUUUAUAAAUUUAUUUAUAUCAUUAAAUUUAACGCACAUUAAUUUUCUUAGCAAGGCAGGUUUAAAUAUUUAUAAUUAUUAUAUAUAUUAUACCUAUUGUAUAAUAUUAUUAUAUUAUAUAAUUUAAUACAGAACAAUUUUGUUCUGUAACCACAAAUUAAUUAUUUAAGUUUUUUUUUGUUACUGCUGCACAUACAA
Molecule: messenger RNA, 1372 nt
Organism: Metopolophium dirhodum (rose-grain aphid)
Lineage: Eukaryota; Metazoa; Arthropoda; Insecta; Hemiptera; Aphididae
Product: clavesin-2-like
Exons: 5
Coding region: 319-1182 (287 amino acids)
Cellular component (GO): membrane
Molecular function (GO): phosphatidylinositol bisphosphate binding
Source: RefSeq, a predicted model, not a curated record